This is a messenger RNA of Macadamia integrifolia, 1057 nucleotides long. RefSeq lists its product as uncharacterized. The coding region runs from base 199 to 777 and encodes 192 amino acids. Lineage: Eukaryota; Viridiplantae; Streptophyta; Magnoliopsida; Proteales; Proteaceae. The transcript has 6 exons. The record is from RefSeq and is a predicted model, not a curated record.
AACACCAUCAAUUUUUGUGCUCUCGACUGUUGAGAAGUCGGCAGCGUACGAAAAUCAUAACCAAAAGCUUCCCACUCACACUUUCACGGAGAACACAGCUAGCAACGGAAAAGGAGAAACAGAUUAGAAGUUAUGCACAACUCUAGGGUUAGGGGACUGUGACGAGAAUUUUGAACCAGGGAAAAACUCAUUCUUGGAAUGGACAGGAACGGAAAUGGAGAUGAAGAGAACUCGCAGAGAGCUUCUAUGAGACCUAGGUCAAGAGUGGACCCUUUCUUGAUCGUCUGCAAAUGCUUCAGCGUCGUGGUUUCCUUAACGGCAAUUCUCUGCAUUGCCGUCAAUGUUUACUCUGCCGUGGUAUCUUUCAAGAAUGGAUCCGAUGUUUUCGAUGGGAUUUUCCGUUGCUAUGCUGUUGCUAUUGCGUUUUUUGUCGUUCUCGCAGAAACCGAAUGGGGGUUCAUCUUCAAGUUCUGGAGAAUGUUGGAGUAUUGGGCUGGUAGGGGCAUGCUGCAGAUCUUCGUAGCUGUCAUGACAAGAGCUUUCCCUGAUACUAGUGGAAAGCAGAAUUAUCUGGUGCUGCUUCAAAAUAUAGCAAGCUAUCUGCUUCUUGCAUGUGGUGCAAUCUAUGUUAUUUCGGGUAUCCUUUGCAUCGGCUUUCUUAAACGUGCUCGCCAGAACAAAGAAAUUACAAGGGAGCAAGCUGCGAAAGAUCUGGAGGAAUUGGAGCAGCGAAGGGAGGAGCUUGAAGCAUUAUUGCUACUCCAAGAAAGGGCUUGAGACAACUUAUAUGCUAGAGGAAGCCAAGGAGUACUGUGGACCCUGCUGUUUGAGUACCAUUGUUGUAUGAUUGCUGAUGUUUCUUUUUACUGAUUCUCAUAAACUCAAAUUUGUACUUUUGGAGAAUUUGAAACCUUGUAGGAGCCUCUCCUUUUGCAAGUUUGAGUAGGUACUCACUUGUAACUACAAAAUAGUAAAUAUGUAGCCAUUUAAUUGAUUUGAGAUGUCUGUACAAAACGGGAGUAACUAUUAAAUGUAUGUAUGUAUGAAAUUCCGAGAA